AUGUUUCUCGACGCCCUCGUGACGGCGCGCGCCGACUUUGAGGCAGAAUUAGAGCGCCACGAGAAGUCGCUGGAGUCCGCCGAGGAGGAAGUCAAGCGCGACGAGCACGCGGCGCGGCGCGACGUGGCCCUCGCCGUCUCCGCGGCCGUCGGCGGCUUCGCGUCGGCCGCCGCGCCGCCGCUGCCGCCGGGCCCGCGCGACGACGACGCGCCCAUCACCUUGCCGGACGCGAAGCCGGCGGUCGUGCUCGCGCGCGCGGCGCUGCAGCUCGCCGAGGCGCGACUCGACGAGCCCCGGACCGGCAUCAUUAGGGUUGGAUAUUUGCGGCGCGUGGCGCGGCGGAAGAAGCCGCCGUAUCGCUUCCACCGCAUUGAAAUUAGGAGAAGACCCGGCGCCGUCGCCGUGCUCGCCUCGGCGCCGUCGACGGCCGACGGCAAGGAACGCACCGUUCAGUUGUUGCGAGGCCGCUGCGUGAUCGCCGUCGCCCAGGUCGGGAAAAGAGGCGAGGCGUUUUCGGUCUCGAAGGACGGCGAGCGGACGGUCUGGUUGUGCGCUUCCACGAGAGAGCGCGAUGAUUGGUUGAGGUGCCUCCAGGCGUCUUUAGAUGAUGAGCCGGCGCCGAUCAGCAACGACGACGCUUCAGCCAUGUUCGACGCCGCGGCCGCGCGGGCGGCUCGCGCGACGGAUCGCGAGACGUACGUCGACGCUUUGAGAAGUGUAGCCUCUCUGGGACCUUCCGUGCAGAUCCACACGAAGCGCGACGCGUUUCCCGCGGCGUGUGCGUCCUUCGUCGCAGAUGUAAGGCGUGUCAAACAGGACGACGAUUUAGGAACCGAGGAGCCUUUUGAGCGGCGCUUCGAGCAGAUGCGCAAGGACAUGCGGAGGGACCGCGUCGCGGUGGACGGCGAGGUCUGUCGGUCGUCGAACGUCGACGCGCCGGAGACGAUCGCCGCUGCUUUAGCUGCGAGAAUCCUCGAGGAAUCAAGACGCUUGACCAAGGGUCCCCUCGCGGAGCUCACCGAGAGUGGUGCCCUCACGCACGCCGCCCAUAUACUGGUAGAGUGCACUAGGACUGUCUCGGGCGGCGACGCCUACGCGUGCGUGCGACGAUUGUGCGCGCCACCAGGAGUCGACCACGUCGUCGUGUGUCCCUUGAACGCGCGCGCGUCGCCGUUGGACGUCCGCGUGCGCCUCACGAAGGGCGUGGUGCAGGAACCGGUCCCGCCGCCGCCGCCACCACCCACUCGGUCGCCACCUGCUUUGUUAUUCGCGCACAAGCUCUUCUCGUCCUUAACGUCGCCGAGCGGCGAGGCCUCUUCCCAGAAUUUCGCCGACCGGCCGUCGUCGCCGUCGUCGUCGCCGCCGAGCGGCCGCGCUUCCACAACAGACGUGCCGCGCGACGACUCGUCGAGUUCCGACGACGAGGACCUCGCGGUGAAGCCGCGGCGGCGCGCGGGCCGCGCCCGCGUCGACGUCGCCGUGCGCGCGACCACUCUCUACCGCGUCUGCACGACGGACCCGCGCGACGCGCGCGACGAUACGUGGGCGCUGGUGCGCGCGGUCUGGGACCGGACCUUCUCGGUGCUCGGCCCGCCCGCCGGCGGCACGCCCCGCGCGGGCGACGCGGUGGUGCACAUCGGCGUGUCGGACUUCCUGUACUGGGAGCCGCCGGAGGACCCUUAGUAACUUGGAUUUGUGUG
Molecule: messenger RNA, 1700 nt
Organism: Pelagomonas calceolata
Lineage: Eukaryota; Pelagophyceae; Pelagomonadales; Pelagomonadaceae
Source: the annotation of a GenBank genome assembly